AUGGACAUUGGCAAGAGUACUGAAGCUAGUAUUACGUUUAAUCAUUCGAAUGGGUUCUAUUAUGCUGGUGAACAAGUAUCUGGUGUUAUUUCAUUUCAUAAUAAUCACAAGAAAAUCGCAUUAAAUAAAGCUGCUGUUGGAUUUAUUGGCGAAUUCGGCUAUGUAACACAAGAAACAUGUGCAAUUCCUGAUUGCAUGGGUACUGUGCUAGCAGAAAAUUGCACAGUUUACCAUCGAUUACAGUUUAUUGAUAUUCAUCUUCCUUUAAAACACUCAAAAGGUAAUGAAACCAAAGUCAUUCUUCAUCAAGGUCAACUUUCUUGGCCAUUUGAAUUCAUUCUACCUCAAUAUUUACCACCAUCAUCAUCAGGCCCAUUAACAGGUUCAUAUCCUUAUGUAAAAUACUAUAUACACCUUGUUCUUGAUGAAACACGGAACAGAUUAAGCAAACAACAUAUUUUUCCAUUGACAAUUUUUCCGCACGUAAAUAUUUUUAAUAUCAAUGAAGAGAAAAAAUCAAUUUCUGUGUCUCGGCGCAAUCAAAAACAUUUUCAAUUGACGGCUAAUCUACAACAGCGAGCUGUUUUACCAGGUCAAUCAAUUUCUCUUGAUGUUAACCUUGAAAAUCCUAAACGAUUAGCAGUCAAAAGAAUUGAAGCAACAUUAAUUCAACAUCGAGAAAUAGCUAAAAAUGCCCAUUGUGAAAUUAUUUUUCAAAUGGAUUUACCGAUUCGACAAGAUCUUAAUGAAACAGAAUUUCAUCAAACCUUUUGUUUACGUGUGCCUCAUGGCCAUCUCUUACCUACACAUCAUUCUAUGGCACCAUGUUCUACUCUAUCGAUAUCAACUAAAAUCCAUUAUGAACUCAAAUUAGUAGCUAAAAUACGUGGAAUACUUGAUGACAUCAUUCUAAGCAUUCCAAUUAUUAUCGGAACGAAAUCGUCAUCAGAGUUGAAUCAACUGGAAGAAAAUAGUUACAUCGAAUUACCAAUAAAUUAUCUAGCACCUAUGAAACAAACCGAUAUACCACCUACAACGUAUUGGUCAAACAUGUGUAAAAGUAUCGCAUGUGCAGAAAAUUUAUUUAUUGCUGUUAUGAAUCUUCUUGUUGAAGUAUUAGAAACAACAGAAGUAACACGAGGUUUAUAUGAAAAAGAAUUGAUUGAUAAAACUAUUGAAUUCAAUGUCCCACAUGUUAUCCAUGCUGAUAUGAAACGUGAUGAAGAAGUCCACCGUCAACAUUCUGAAGGAAUUCAUUAA
Messenger RNA from Rotaria socialis, 1260 nucleotides. The record is from the annotation of a GenBank genome assembly. NCBI's taxonomy places the organism in Eukaryota, Metazoa, Rotifera, Eurotatoria, Philodinida, Philodinidae.